GUAAUCUGGAUUAUUCAAAUGUGAGUAAGCCAUUUAUCAGUUAUUGGCAGGAUGAGAAGGAUUUGACUGAUGUUGUGAAGCAGUUUGAGAUCAACAUGGAUUUUAUUCUGCCGGUGAAGCGUGAAAAACAGAAGGUUGAGUUUAAAACUCCCAGUGUUAGUGUUGCUAGUAGGAAGUCUGGUUCUCCUAUAAUUAAGGUGGUUGAGGGUCCAUCACCUUCAACUAGGCAGCUUAUCAUGGAUCUUCCUCAUAGUUUGAUGACUGAUGAGGAAAUAGAUGCUCUUGGUGUUCCUGAAUAUGUGAAGAACAUGCACAAGUUGAAGAGGAAUGCGCUUGCAUUCUGUCAAGUUAAUUUGGAGAUUGCCCAGAAUAUUCGUGAGGAAGGCGAGAAGCUGUCUCAAGACAGUAUUUCUCUGGAUGAUAGUGAAGUAUUUAACCCAGAUUUUCUGAGUCAAAUUGACGACAUAUGCAAGCGUCAUUUGGAAGCGAAAGACAGUGCAAACAAAGUUGAUCCUACAAUUUCACUAUUGGUGAAGCGGCCUGUUGAAUUGGAGAUUGGAAGAAUUGAAAAUGUUCCUGAUUUGGAUUCUGGUGUUCAUGGAGUUGAUUUGAAAGAAGGAAGUAAGUUCCUUUCAUUAUAUUAUUUUCAUGUUGUAGUUUUGUAAUCUGGUUGGAAUAAAAAUUUUAGACUCUAAGUGAAAGAAAUGUUUAACUGAAGAA
Messenger RNA from Beta vulgaris subsp. vulgaris (sugar beet), 720 nucleotides. RefSeq lists its product as uncharacterized. The coding region runs from base 96 to 665 and encodes 189 amino acids. The transcript has 2 exons. Lineage: Eukaryota; Viridiplantae; Streptophyta; Magnoliopsida; Caryophyllales; Amaranthaceae. The record is from RefSeq and is a predicted model, not a curated record.